AUGUCGCUCGAUACGCUCCCGCCCGAGAUCCUCGAGCAGAUCGCGUUCCAGCUCGCGACCGACCCGGUCCUCGGUCCGCCCGCGCACCUCCGCGCCUUGCUCCUCGCCGGCCGCACGUUCUACGACGCGCUUUGCGUGGAUGCGAACCCGGUGCUGUAUGCGGGCGUGUUCGCGGCCAAGUUUGAUCGGAGGCGGUUGUGGUACCGCGGACCGGGAGGGAGGGGAGGAGGCGGAGGAGGGGCGGUGGGGGAGGCGGAGGAGCUGAGGAGGAGGUGUGGGGUGUUGGGGAGGGUGAAGGCGAGGCGAGGAUGUUAUCGCCGUUUGGAAGCACGCUGGGACUCAGAGGGGGAGGGGGAGGGAGAGACGAGGGAGAUACUAUGGACGGCGUACCUGAUGAUGCUGGAGAACGACGGCGCGAACGAGAGGCAUCUGAGGCAUGCUGGGAUAGACGGAUGGUUGAGGGACUUUUGGGCGCAUGCGGAUGGGGCGAGCGGCGUCGCGCGGUGUAUGAGCGAGGGACGGUGGCCGGAGGACGGGGACGAGACCGCGCUCGGGAUGUGGUUAUUCUGGUUCUUGUUCAAGCCCGAAAAGUACAAGGACGACCACGAGCUGACGCGGCUGCUCAAGAUGUUCGCGCUCGGGGCGCACAAGUACCCGCUCUGUGAGCCGUCCUGGGUCGAUUUCCGUCCCCCGCCGCUUCCGCCCGUGCCGGAACACAGUCUCGUGCCGCACUACGGCGCGCGUAUCGUGCUGCGCCCGCCGCCGCUCGCGGUGCCCGCCAUCCUGUCCUACCUCGCUCUCGUCAACCGCCGCCCGGCGUCGUCGACGGCGGCGCAUAUCGCGACGCUCGCGACGAUGCCGAUACCGCCCACGGCGCCGGCGACGGUGGCCGUCAUCGGCGGGGCGAGCAGGGGCGGCGAGUGCGCGUGCGAGUGGGGGCGCUGUCUCGCGCUCGGCGGCGGCGGCGGCGGUGGCGACGGGCGGCCGUUCAGGCCGGGGAGCUUGGAGGGCGUGUGGGAGGGGAUGUUCAUGUACUCGGAGUUCCCUGCGUACGCGGCGCUCCUGGCCGGCGCGGCGCCGGAGGUGUUGUAUCGCAGCUCGGUAGCACAGCAUCGGCAGACGUGGAAGCUGCGAGAGUACCAUUAUCGCCGGCGACGACGCGGGGGGUCGAGUUGUGGAUGCGAGCGAUGGGGGGAUGCGGAUGCGGAUGAGACGCGAGGGGAGGAAGGGAAGAAGGAGGAGGGGGAGGGGGAGGUGGGGGAGGGGGAGAUGAAGGGCCCGUUGCCGGCGGGGAAUCCGCUCAGGGGGUAUUUGUCGCCUGGGACGCGGGUGGAGGAGGAGAGUGGACGGACGUGGAUUGAGUUUAGGAGGAGCGAGGGGGCGGUGAGGUAUGUCCGCGCGGGGGAGGGCGAGGGCGAGGGCGAGGGCCAGGAGGAGGAUGGAGAAGAAGUGCAAGAUGUGGUGGUGACUGGCGAGGGUCAUUCGGCGUGGGGGCAGUUUAAUCUCCUUGGACGCGUCAGGCCGUGCGACGGGUUCAUCACGCUGUCCAAGAUAUACAUUGACGGAGACCGCGGCGAAUGGGUGUACAGAGGUUACCUCGUCGGCGAUGCGUACGGAAAUCUCGCUGGCAGGUGGAGAGACAGUUUGACCCCCGUCGGCGAGCAGGGGUAUGAAGGAUGCUUUGCGAUGAGCCGUAGGAGGUAA
Messenger RNA from Punctularia strigosozonata HHB-11173 SS5, 1704 nucleotides. RefSeq lists its product as uncharacterized. NCBI's taxonomy places the organism in Eukaryota, Fungi, Basidiomycota, Agaricomycetes, Corticiales, Punctulariaceae. Bases 1 to 1704 code for a protein of 567 amino acids. The transcript has 7 exons. The record is from RefSeq and is a predicted model, not a curated record.